CAGGAAGAGGCCACAAGAACAAGAAAAACUAACUUUUAAAGAAGAAUUAGCAAUGAUCGUAUGUUUUGUGGUUAUGUUGUCAUGUAUCAUGUUAUCUUUGAAAAAGUGAAACCAUAAUAAUAAUAAUAAAAAAGCCCUAUAAUUUCUUUAUAGUUCUGAUUCUGAGUUUCUCGAAUACGAACUUACGGAAGUUUUUAAAAGUGUGAUAGUCUAUUUAUAAAAGGCAUAUUUAAUUUAAAAUUUUUACUAUUUUUGUCAGCAAUAGACAAAAAAAACAAGAAAUCGCAAUGGAUAUUGCAAAUACAAAAGAUUGCUCAAGUCACACAGUAGAGGAGAUAACAGCUCCGUCACCAAAUAUACAAGAAGUUGUUGACAAAGUUGAUAAAUUGGAUAUAGUGGAUACACAAAAUAACAUUUCUGCAGUAAUUUUGAAAAAUCAAACAUCUUCUUUACGCAAUCUUUUAAUUUAUGACAGUGAAAGUUCUGAUAAUGAAGAGAGAGGUUGUGAAGAAAUUUUGCAACUUCCUGUUUUUUCCAAUAGUUGUAGCUCAAGCGAUAGUGAAUCUGAUUCCAAGGAAUGUUUAGAAUCCAGUGAAGAUGAUGAUAAACCUGUUUUUGUUCCCUCAACACACAAAAAAAUCCACGAUGACGAAGUUGCCAAUAAAAUCGUUGAACCCACAAUAGACCUAUCAGAUGUACAAAUUAACUUCAGUAAAGAGCAGUUUGAACAUAUCGGACACAUUAAAAAUUUUAUAGAUGCUUUAGUAACAGUUGAAUCUUUGGCAAAUAUAGACUCUUACAAUUUAGACACGCUACUUUUUAUUGAUAAUGAAACUUCAAAAAAAAUUCUCGGAGCUAUUAACGAUGUAAUAGGUCCUGUCUAUCAACCAGUUUACUGUGUACAGUUACGCGAUGCUAAGGAAAUAGAAACGCUUGAUCUAAAAGAAGGCAUGAAAGUUUAUAGCGCACCUCGAAGCUCAUAUACGAAAUAUGUCUUUCUUAACGAUUUAAUUAGGAUGAAAGGAACCGAUGCUUCUUGGUUAGGAGACGAAGAGCUGCCUAGCGACGAAAUAGAUUCUUCUGAUGAUGAGUGUCAAUCAGAACAACACUCGAUCCGCAAACGACACCAUAAUAAUAGCUUGGAACGUCAUAAGCAAUUUGAACACACAGAAAAUCGCUGUAACACAAUCAAGAAUCAAAUGACAAACAUGUUUGAUAAAUUAAGAACAAAACAAAAUGUUAAACAUAUUCAUAUGUUCCCUCAUGGGUUUAACCCAAAUAUACCUCCACCAAAUAUGCAACAUAAUGUGCGCAAUGCACCUUGGUAAUGUGUGGUAUUAUUAUUUGUAUAUUUUGAAUCAAAUCAUUAUAAAAAUUUAACAAUC
This is a messenger RNA of Psylliodes chrysocephalus, 1385 nucleotides long. NCBI's taxonomy places the organism in Eukaryota, Metazoa, Arthropoda, Insecta, Coleoptera, Chrysomelidae. The record is from the annotation of a GenBank genome assembly.